Molecule: messenger RNA, 821 nt
Organism: Ruditapes philippinarum (Manila clam)
Lineage: Eukaryota; Metazoa; Mollusca; Bivalvia; Venerida; Veneridae
Product: tetratricopeptide repeat protein 4-like
Exons: 8
Molecular function (GO): protein binding
Source: RefSeq, a predicted model, not a curated record
AGGGUGUGUGGUAAUGUCCGAAGCAGCACAAAUGAUGUUUUCAUAGGUGGCGCUGUAUUCCAUGCUUAGCUGAGUCACAUUUACGAGUAUUUUAUGCGAGUAUUACUUAAAUAAGAAAGGACACAGAAUGAUGUCAGAUAGUUCUGGCGGUGCCGGCCUAACAGAUGAUGGGCUAGAUAGCCUUAUUGAUGCCAUGUCAAAAAUGAAAAAACCAGAAGAACUAGAAGGAAAAUCAUUCGAACAGCAACUAGAGGAGUUAGAAAAUCACCCUGCUUUUAUGAAGGAAUGGGACCCUAGUAAACCUAUGACCGAGGACAUGGAGGGUCUGAUGAGGCUUAAAUAUGAAUGUGAUGAUCCUACAGGAAGAGCAGAAGCAUAUAAAGAUGAUGGUAACCAUGAGUUUCAGAAGAAGAAAUAUCAUAUUGCUGUAGAUAAUUACACAGAGGGCAUCAAGUGCAAAUGUUCAGACAAGAAACUUAAUGCUGUGUUAUACACAAACAGGGCAGCAGCUAACUAUCAUCUAGAAAAUUACAGAACGGCAUUAAAUGACUGUAUUUUUGCUCGAAAAUUUAAACCAGAUCACUACAAGGCAAUUCACAGAGGUGCUAUGUGUAACUUACAGAUGAAGAAAUAUGAGGACUGUUUCAAAUGGUGUGAUGAGGCUCUUACUUUUGACCCAAAGGAUGCAAAAAUACUAGAAACCAGACAAAAGGCAGCUAAGCUCCAGAAAAUUAUUGAAAGAGAUAAAAGAAAAGAAAAAGCAGUGGAGAAGAAAGAGUUAUCUAAAGAUUUGCAACUGAUUCAAGCAAUACAGGUACUUU